AUGCCCUCCAAUAACGUGACGUUCUGUGUCUCCCAGGACCUAGAACUCCCCCUCCGAAUAAAGAUCAAGUCAUUAGAAGGACAGAAACCCCUAUUGAAACCAUCUCAAAAAUUGCAGAACCCAAAAUUAACCCAAUUAGGUUCAAAUGUGUUCACAAACAGUAAUUUCAUAGUCUCUGUGCAAGUCUUUGAUGAAGAACGUAAUAGGAAUCUUACUAUUCCUGUCUGGACGCCGUAUGUUUCUUUCAAACACUCGAGGAAAUGGGAUCAUUGGCUUUCUUUACCGAUUCAUAUAAAACAAUUGAACAUGUCUAAUAGACUUCGAAUUACAUUAUGGGAGUACGAUGGAUCCAAAAGAGUUCCUUUCUAUACGCUAGAGACAUCAAUUUUUAAUCUGAAAGAUUGCUCUUUGAAGAGAGGUCAGGAGUCAUUAAAGUUUCGUUAUGAUGUUCCCAAUGGGGUGGAGACGAUAAGUGAUGAUACAAUUCAAAACUCUUUGAAUAAAUACUACCAGGGAGAAAUUAAAAAAGUGGAUUGGCUGGAUAAUAUUACGCUACCUAAAUUGCAAAAACAGCAAGAGGGUAGGAAUUGGCCAACAGGAACGUUUGUACUUAAUAUUGAAUUCCCUAUCCCUGAACUCCCUGUAGUCUAUACUGAAAGUUUGAAUCAGGAUACACAACAGAAUUUUCCAACUUUACAUAAUUAUGAAGUGACAAACGAGAUGGUUGAUUAUACUAAGAAUGAUUCACGAUUAAAGAUUUCCUUAGGUUCGAAACUCCAUUCUACUUUGAAGAUAUAUGAUCCAGAUCAAUAUAAUGCAGAUCCAAUAGAGGAAAAAUAUCGAAGAUUAGAGAGAGCUGCUAAGCAUUCUAAUGUGGAUAAACAAGUGAAACCGAACUCAAAGAAGAGAGAUUAUUUGAAUAAAAUAAUCAAUUAUCCACCUGGAACAAAAUUGACUGCCCAUGAGAAAGGUUCCAUUUGGAAAUAUAGGUAUUAUUUAAUGAAUAAUAAGAAAGCCUUAACAAAACUGCUGCGAAGUACAAAUCUUGCUGAAGAAUCGGAGCGUUCAGAAGUGUUGGAUUUAAUGGAUCAAUGGGCGGAGAUUGACAUUGACGAUGCUAUUGAAUUGUUAGGCUCCACCUUCAAAAAUCUUUCAGUGAGAUCAUAUGCAGUAAAUAGACUGAAGAAAGCUUCAGAUACUGAGUUAGAACUAUAUCUCCUUCAAUUGGUGCAGGCAGUUUGUUUUGAGAAUAUUUCCACGUUCUCUGAUAAGACGAACAGUGAAUUUACCAUUGUUGACAUGAAUGGAACACAACAUUUAGGAAAAUCUCAAAACGUUAUGCCAAAAACCACUGAAUUGAAUUCUUCUCUCUUAACCCUUGGUAAAUCGAUCAAUAAUUUAAACCUAGAUGAGAUGCCCAUCGUUAUCUCACCUUUAGCUGAAUUCCUUAUUAGAAGAGCUCUAAAGAAUUCUAGAUUGGGUAAUUUCUUUUAUUGGUAUUUAAAGGCAGAAUCACAAGAUAAUCCGUAUCUAGGUCAAAUAUUGGCGUCGUUUAAAAGUAGACUCUUACCAGAGCAUAAAAGUAUUUUGGAUGAUCAAAUUUUACUGAUAGAUAGUUUGAAUUCUAUUUGUGAGGAUGUCAAAAAUUUAAAAGAUACCACGGGAAAGAAGUUGGAGCUAUUGACCCACUUAUUGACAACAAGAGUACGUCAUUUGCUGAGAGUGAGACCUGUGUCCUUACCAUUGGACCCCGAUAUCCGUUUAAUGGAUGUUAUUCCUGAAAGCUCGAAAGUGUUUAAGAGUUCGCUAUCUCCAUUGAAGAUAACUUUCAAGACUGAAGGUGGUUCCCUUUACCCAAUAAUGUAUAAGGUUGGUGAUGAUCUACGACAAGAUCAACUAGUGGUACAAAUUAUUACAUUAAUGAACGAGUUACUCAAGAAUGAGAAUGUUGAUCUGAAACUAAUGCCAUAUAAAAUAUUGGCCACAGGGCCGCAAGAAGGUGCCAUUCAAUUCAUCCCCAAUGAGACGAUGGCAGCAAUCUUAGGUAAAUUCCAUGGCAUCUUACCCUUCUUUAAAGUACAAUACCCCGAUGAAAAUGAGGAGUCUGGUGUUCAAGCCUGGGUGAUGGAUAAUUUUGUGAAAUCCUGUGCUGGUUAUUGUGUGAUAACAUACAUUUUAGGUGUCGGAGAUCGACAUCUAGAUAAUCUAUUAAUUACUCCUGAUGGUCAUUUUUUCCACGUAGAUUUUGGUUACAUCUUGGGGCAAGAUCCCAAACCAUUCCCCCCAUUGAUGAAACUACCACCUCAAAUAAUCGAGGCAUUCGGUGGGGCCGAAUCAUCAAACUACAAUAAAUUUAGAAGUUACUGCUUCGUAGCAUAUUCCAUACUGAGACGCAAUGCUGGGCUGAUAUUGAAUCUGUUUGAAUUGAUGAAAAUGUCCAAUAUUCCAGACAUUAGAAUUGAUCCCAAUGGUGCUAUCUUGAAAGUGCAGGAAAGGUUUAAUUUGGAUAUGUCUGAAGAACAGGCGACGAUUCACUUUCAAACUUUGAUCAACGAUAGUUUGAACGCAGUAUUACCGAUAUUUAUCGAUCAUUUGCAUAAUCUCGCCCAGUAUUGGAGGGCCUGA
Messenger RNA from Naumovozyma castellii, 2625 nucleotides. It is a transcript of the gene VPS34, whose product is annotated as phosphatidylinositol 3-kinase VPS34. The record is from RefSeq and is a predicted model, not a curated record. The transcript has a single exon. Bases 1 to 2625 code for a protein of 874 amino acids. Lineage: Eukaryota; Fungi; Ascomycota; Saccharomycetes; Saccharomycetales; Saccharomycetaceae.